UGGGACGAGCGUUUGUGCAGCUGCAACCGACCACCUGAACAUCCACUUUUCACCUUGCGAAAGCUUUUCACUUUUAUUGACGGUUUCCAGGCUUAUUGCUCCAGUUUUAUUUUUCCAAAUACCUUUCAGAGUGUCAAGAAAGACCAUAAUGUUUAGGGCACAUAUGAGUGUGACAAGAAUAUGGCAGCUCAUAGAAAAGAGGAUGAUGUCGUGCAUCAGUGUGCGUGGGAAACUGCCCGGGCUUCAGCGUGCUGUUGGUGAAGUUCGGAGGAAGAGCAGCUUUAGACAAAGCCCUUUGCUGUCAGCCGCUCCUGUUCGUGCGCUCAUAGAUGAACAGAUCAGCAUUAAAGGGCGUUUCCUGUCUCAAAAUUAUCCUGUCACAGUAUGCGCACAAAUGCACAGUGAGGAGGGAGAUCUGUGGGAGGCGUUUGCUCAUUAUACAACAAAUGCGAGCAGGAGCAUCAACUUGACCAGCGAUCAUUCAGUUGGAGGUUCUUAUUUAGGCUGUGAGCCGAUGGGACUCUUCUGGGCUUUGGAGCCUGCACUCAGAAGCAGAGAAAGUUUGAGGCUUAGGAAAAGAAACGUGGAGACGCCAUACAUAGUGAACAUCUCCUUACUGGAGGGCCACACUUCACCCAGUGAGGGGCAGAGCACUGAGCUGGCAGCUGUAACCGUUGAGCGCUGGUACAUGGCGCCAGGAGUGAGGAGAAUAGAGAUUCGUCAGAACAAAAUUGUAGGAACAUUAUUCUUACCCCCUGGCCCGGGCCCUUUUCCUGCUAUGCUGGAUCUGUGGGGAAUGGGUGGAGGACUGUCGGAGGACCGCUCUGCACUUUUUGCCUCCAGGGGAUUCGCGAGUCUUUCUGUUGCCUACAUGGGGCACAAAGACUUACCUGGACCACCAGACAUAAUGAGUGUUGCCGAUUUGUAUUUCAAAUCAGCCUUCCAGCUACUUCAAGAUCACUGUCAGGUCGAUGCAGACAGAAUUGGGGUCAUUGGCCUCUCCUUUGGAGUCUGUCUGACCCUUCGCAUCGCCACUAGGAUUGGUGUUAAACCAUCAUGUUUGAUUUGUAUUAACGGGCCAGUAGGAAGCCCGCUGUUAGAUGAAGAUGGCAAGACCAAAACGAUUGAGAGUGACCAGAAACAUUGGGAGCUCGAUGAUCGAGGCCGUGUGAGUUUCAGACAUGUCUCUCUGCCGGAUAAUCUGCCCCCUGAGAACAAACAGAAGGUAAAGAACAUCACCUGUCCUCUCAUGUACAUAGUGGGUGAAGACGAUCUGUGUGCUGCAAGCACAGAGAAUGCAGAUGUGAUUGAGGAGGCCCUGAGGUCUGCAGGUAAAUCCCAGCUGUUUACCCGCUUGUCAUAUCCCGGUGCCGGUCACCUGAUCGAGCCACCCUACGCACCGUGUGCAAGAGUGUCUCUAUGGAGAGCCAAACCAGAGAAAUUAUUCACUCUGUGGGGAGGUCACCCCGCACCCCACGCUGCUGCUCAAGAAGAUUCCUGGAAGAGGAUCCUAGAGUUUAUGGAAACCCAUCUGAGGCGGUGAAUCUCCACAUGGACAAUAAUCCAUCGUUAACAUGAUUCUGAAAUCCUGCAUUUGUUUGAGCUGUGAAAGAUGUCCUACGACUGGUG
Molecule: messenger RNA, 1629 nt
Organism: Maylandia zebra (zebra mbuna)
Lineage: Eukaryota; Metazoa; Chordata; Actinopteri; Cichliformes; Cichlidae
Source: RefSeq, a predicted model, not a curated record